This is a messenger RNA of Sphaerodactylus townsendi, 364 nucleotides long. Its product is annotated as TBC1 domain family member 20-like. Gene Ontology annotation, cellular component: endoplasmic reticulum membrane. The transcript has 3 exons. Gene Ontology annotation, biological process: endoplasmic reticulum to Golgi vesicle-mediated transport; positive regulation of GTPase activity. Lineage: Eukaryota; Metazoa; Chordata; Lepidosauria; Squamata; Sphaerodactylidae. Bases 74 to 319 code for a protein of 81 amino acids. The record is from RefSeq and is a predicted model, not a curated record. Gene Ontology annotation, molecular function: GTPase activator activity.
GCUGCACCUGCGGCUUUAUCCCUAUUGCAUAUUUAUAUGCUUCAUUCCACCUGUGUUGCCCGGCAGGGAUUUCAUGGAUCCAACAAUGGACAACACCAAGCACAUCCUAAACUAUUUGAUGCCCAUUAUCGACCAGGUGAAUCCGGAAUUGCACGACUUCAUGCAGAGGGCUGAAGUGGGGACCAUUUUCGCUCUCAGCUGGCUGAUCACCUGGUUUGGACACGUCCUCUCUGACUUCAGACAUGUGGUGCGGUUGUAUGAUUUCUUCCUGGCAUGCCACCCGCUGAUGCCAAUCUACUUUGCGGCAGUGAUCCUCUGAAGAUGCCAGCCACAGAUGCAGGCGAAACGUCAGGAGAGAAUGCUG